Acomys russatus (golden spiny mouse) is the source of this 805-nucleotide messenger RNA. It is a transcript of the gene Rpain, whose product is annotated as RPA interacting protein. The transcript has 6 exons. Gene Ontology annotation, biological process: protein import into nucleus. Bases 99 to 800 code for a protein of 233 amino acids. Lineage: Eukaryota; Metazoa; Chordata; Mammalia; Rodentia; Muridae. The record is from RefSeq and is a predicted model, not a curated record. Gene Ontology annotation, cellular component: nucleus; PML body.
AAGGCUUGAAGGGCCGUCAGCGCCUAGAAACUAGAACGUCCAGAAUCCUUUGCGCGCGGCUAAGGGGCGGGGAUUUGGGCGCCGUCUCUGGCUAAGAGAUGGCCGGGUCCUCGGGGUCGCCCCAUCGCUUGUUGUACAAACAGGUGGGCUCGCCGCCCUGGAAAGAAACUUUCAGGCAGGGAUGUCUGGAGAGAAUGAGAAACAGCCGGCACAGGCUCCUGAACAAGUACCGCCAGGCCGCAGGCGGCAGCGCGGCGGGAACAGCCUCGGACAGACUGUUUGUGCAAGAAGUGAUGGAGGAAGAGUGGAAUUCCAUGCAGUCUGUGGAGGACUGUCCAGAGGGCCUGUUUCAGUUGGCGUGGCCGCUGGACCUAGCUGUGCUGCAGGACAUCGAACAGGAGCUCUGUGAGGAAGAGAUGUCCCUCAUCAGCGAAUACGAGAAGAGCUUACAGUUCGAUGAAAAUGGUCUCAACAGCAUGUUGGCCGAGUGGGAAGCAAACCCCCUCAUCUGUCCUGUGUGUAUAAAGUACAACCUGAGGAUAGUGAGCAGCGUGGUCACGUGCCCGUGUGGCCUGAACAUCCCAUCUUGCUCAUCAGAGCUGACAGAGCAGAAGCUCCGUGCCUGCUUGGCGGACACUAUGAAUGAACACAGCGCACACUGUCCCCACACCCCUGAAUUUUCUGUCACCGGUGGAGCAGAAGAGAAGCCGAGCCUUCUGAUGAGCUGCCUGGUAAGUCUCCAUGGGACCCAGCCAGUUGCAAGAGCAUCAGUUCCCCUCUUGGUGGAUCUAAUGGCUUAGAAAUU